AUGUUUAAAAAAAAAUCUAUUUUUAAGAAUUUAUUUUCUGUCGAGAUCGUGAUCUCUGAAAGAAAGUGUAAGGAGAGAAUAAGGUGCUACGUUUCCUAGGUAGUAGUUAAAAUUGUUCUGUUCCAUAUUUUUAUUUUGGCUAUAUUCUACGUCUCUCUCUCCCUCUCCCUCUCUCUAUGGAAAACAGAAAUCUAGGAAUACACGUGCCUUUACUUCUAACCCAGAUAAUGUGUGAUUGAGCCUGGUAAAUGGUCUUGGCGGCUGCAGAAGGGGCAGGCUGCAAAUUAAACACUGCCACACUCUGAAAGGUCCAGGUGGUCUGGUCGGCUUCCUAAUGCAAUCCAGCACCCCAGCGUUAAUAAACAGCUCUAUUUAGUUCCUCCUCCCUGGAUCCAGGGAGGUGAACUGAUCUGGGGCUGCUGUGAUGAAAUGCCAGAAGAAUCUCUCUCUGAGGCCUCACAAGCUGAUUUUUAGAGCUUUGCUGUUCUGUCGUCUUUGUCUUCCAAAUGGGCAUGAACUCUCUGGGGUUGUGUUACCCUGUUUGCUGUUUACUGUCAAGACGCUGAGAGAAUGUUCUUAUAAUGAUCCAAGAGGAAGUGGCAAAUGAAUGCUCUUCUUCAGGAUCCAAUGAUAGCUGGACAAGUCAGUAAGCCCUUGCUGUCAGUGCGGAGUGAAAUGAACACGGAGUUGAGAGGUGAGGACAAGGCUGCUACUUCAGACAGCGAGCUGAAUGAGCCCCUGCUUGCGCCUGUGGAAUCUAAUGACAGUGAGGACACUCCCAGCAAGCUCUUCGGGGCCAGAGGAAACCCAGCACUAUCAGACCCAGGCACUCCUGACCAACACCAAGGCAGUCAGACCCACCUCCCUUUCCCGGUUGGGCCACAGCCACUUCUGACAGCACAACAGUUAGCCUCUGCUGUCGCUGGCGUGAUGCCGGGAGGCACGCCAGCCCUCAACCAGCCUAUCCUCAUCCCCUUCAACAUGGCCGGACAGCUAGGAGGACAACAAGGACUGGUCCUCACACUGCCUACCGCGAAUCUCACCAACAUCCAAGGGCUGGUAGCAGCAGCUGCGGCCGGAGGCAUUAUGACUCUGCCAUUGCAAAAUCUACAAGCUACCUCAUCCCUGAACUCCCAGCUCCAGCAGCUCCAGCAGCUCCAGCAGCUCCAGCCGCCGCCGCCGCCGCCGCCCGCCGGCCAGCACCCGCCGCCCGGCCCGCAGGCGCCCCCGCAGCCCCCGCAGCCGCAGCCCCAGCCCGCCCCGCCCCAGCAGCCGCCUCCCGCCUCCCAGCAGCCGCCGGCUCCGCCAGCUCAGCCCCAGCAGCAGCCUCAGCCCCACCCCCACCCCCCGAGCCAGAACCAACCAUCUCCGACUCAGCAGAGCGCGAGCUCCCCUCAGAAAGCCAGCCAGUCUCCGGGACAUGGCCUUCCGUCGCCGCUCACGCCACCCAAUCCUCUGCAGCUGGUUAAUAAUCCACUAACAAGUCAGGCUGCAGCGGCUGCAGCCGCCAUGGGCUCCAUAGCAAGCUCACAGGCCUUUGGCAAUGCCCUCUCCAGCCUUCAGGGGGUCACGGGUCAACUAGUUACUAAUGCACAAGGACAGAUUAUUGGGACCAUACCUCUGAUGCCGAAUCCGGGGCCAUCGAGCCAAGCAGCGAGUGGCACUCAAGGCCUGCAAGUGCAGCCCAUCACCCCCCAGCUCCUGACCAACGCCCAGGGCCAGAUCAUUGCCACGGUCAUCGGGAACCAGAUCCUGCCAGUGAUCAACACCCAGGGCAUCACGCUCUCACCCAUCAAGCCCGGCCAGCAGCUCCACCAACCCUCCCAGACGUCAGUGGGUCAAGCAGCCUCCCAAAGCAGCCUUCUGCACCUGGCUCACAGCCAAGCAUCCAUGUCUCAAAGCCCAGUCCGGCAGGCUUCCUCUUCUUCCUCCUCAUCCUCCUCUUCUUCAGCUUUGAGCGUGGGCCAGUUAGUCAGCAAUCCUCAAACGGCAGCGGGUGAGGUGGAUGGGGUUAAUCUGGAGGAGAUCCGAGAAUUUGCCAAAGCUUUUAAAAUCCGGCGCCUGUCCCUUGGCCUGACCCAGACUCAGGUGGGACAGGCUCUCAGUGCUACAGAGGGCCCCGCGUACAGCCAGUCGGCCAUCUGCAGACACACCAUCCUGAGAAGCCACUUUUUCCUACCACAGGAAGCCCAAGAGAACACUAUAGCUAGCAGUCUGACAGCCAAACUGAACCCUGGCCUUUUGUAUCCUGCCAGGUUUGAAAAGCUGGACAUCACCCCUAAAAGUGCCCAGAAGAUCAAGCCGGUGCUUGAGCGGUGGAUGGCUGAGGCUGAGGCCCGCCAUCGAGCAGGUAUGCAGAACCUGACCGAGUUUAUCGGGAGCGAACCGUCCAAAAAGCGCAAGCGGCGCACCUCCUUCACACCCCAGGCCCUUGAGAUCCUCAAUGCCCACUUUGAGAAGAACACACACCCCUCUGGGCAGGAAAUGACCGAAAUUGCCGAGAAGCUGAACUAUGACCGGGAGGUAGUUAGAGUUUGGUUCUGCAAUAAGAGGCAAGCCCUGAAGAACACAAUUAAACGCUUAAAACAGCACGAGCCGGCCACGGCCGUCCCUCUGGAGCCCUUAACAGACUCUCUGGAAGAAAACUCCUAAAGAGACGCCCGCCCAGAAUCAGAAGCAAAACCCACAGAAACGAAACUCCACCCUUUGGACUCCGCAGACCAUAAUUGAGAAUAAUAAUUAAUAACAAUAACAAUAAAUUGAAAAUAAAAUUGAAAACUAGCUCCAGUCAUCACCCUUGUAAGUAAAGGACUAAGGAGACUACCAAGUGGACGGAAUGGUUUAUACGUGUCCGUUGGUUUUCCAAAAAGAAAAAAAAAAACAAUUUUUGAAAAUUUUUAAACAAGGCACACACCCCGCCGCAGGUGUGUGCGGUAGGAUAGUCCCCUCCCCCACCCAUCUCCCCCCAAAGCCAAUUUUUUAACGGACUUAAAGCAAACCAAAUAACCACAUACCUUUUUCUGUACAUUAUGAAAAUGUGAACACAUUUUAAGGAAAAAGAAAAACAACUAAACCAAAAAAAAAAACACAAAAAAACAAAAACAGAAACAGAAACAAAAAACAAAAAAACAAAAAAAAAAAACCAACAAAAACUUUUAUCUGUUCAAAGCGAAUACAAGCCUGCCACCUGGAGGAGGGACUAGGGACUGCAUUCUUUCAGGUUCUAAGUGCUGAUUUCACUAUGAAACCUAUUAACCAAAGUCAGAAACACGGCAUUGCAAACGCGAUCGUUGGUCUACUCUUCUCUGCGUGUAAAGUUGCGUUAGGAAUUUUUACAUUUGUACUUAAAGGAAAAAUAAGAAGCCUGAUUUCUCCCAUCUUACCCAUCUCUGUC
Messenger RNA from Felis catus (domestic cat), 3394 nucleotides. It is a transcript of the gene POU6F2, whose product is annotated as POU class 6 homeobox 2. The transcript is spliced from 11 exons. The record is from RefSeq and is a predicted model, not a curated record. Gene Ontology annotation, molecular function: DNA-binding transcription factor activity, RNA polymerase II-specific; RNA polymerase II cis-regulatory region sequence-specific DNA binding. The coding region runs from base 604 to 2652 and encodes 682 amino acids. Gene Ontology annotation, biological process: regulation of transcription by RNA polymerase II. NCBI's taxonomy places the organism in Eukaryota, Metazoa, Chordata, Mammalia, Carnivora, Felidae.